GGCGUGGUUGAAUUUUAGGGGUUAUGGGGAAGGGGGCGUUGAAUUACACGUUACAGCUUUGGUUGGGACCCUGAUUUCCUCCUGACACAUACUAACACACAAACACACACAGCACUCUGACAGACGGACAGGGGACGGACGGCCGAAGCAAGCAGGACCUCUUAGAGAACAACAAAGAAAAAAGAAAGACGGUAAAAGAAAGCUCAUAGAAGUGGAGCUGAGGAAGCAAAGGAAGGGAAGAAGAGCAGGAAUCAUCAGGGAGAAAGAGGUGUGCUGUGUUUAAACGAAACCACCAACAAAAUCCCAAACCAGUCAACGCACUUUUCUCAGAGAAACACCUCAGGAAACAUUUUUCAUCUCAUUUUGUUGAUCAGCUGAAUUUUUAGCCAGUGGAAAGGUUUCCCUGUUUGUCAAGAAAAGUAAAAACCUACAAAAACCAACCUCAACACUCACACAAUGGCCCCCAAGAAGAAGGCCUCCCGUCAGAAGAAGCCUGCCGUGGAAACCACCCCUCAGGUCGCCAUGGAGACCGUCCCAGUCCAGCUGAAGGUGGAGAGCCGUGGUGACGGCGUGGUGGUGGUGGAGGGUGGGAUGAAGAAGAUCGAGCAGAUGGCGGCGCUGGACAUCGCUCAGCUGAACAGCCUCAACCUGCCGCUGCCGCCGCCGGUCAUCAAGCCCGGAGAGAGAGGCCUCGGCCUGGGCAGCGAGCUGACGCGGCCCCUGCACGGCAACGCCCUGCUGGAGGAGCUCAGCAAGAUGCGCCAGGAGAAGUUCCUCACUGAUCUGGAGUUGGCCUGCAAGACGAAGGCCUUCGACGUCCACAAGCUUGUCAUCUCCUCCGUCAGUCAGUACUUCAGAGAGAUUUUGGCUAAAGACCCGGGCAUGAAACGCCUGGAGCUCCCCUCCCUCUCACCUCUAGGCCUCGCUAACGUCAUCACAUUCGCCUACCUGGGCCGCGUCCACAUGUCCCUCUACACCAUCGGUUGCACCGUCUCUGCCGCCGCCACCCUGCAGAUCUCUCAGCUCCUCAAGAUGUGCAUGGACUUCCUGUUGGCCGAGCUCAACGUGCAGACCUGCGUCUACAUCUGGAACAUCGCCGCCGCCUACGGCCUGAAGCCGGUGUGUGAUGCCGCACGACGCUUCGUCCUGGAGAACUUUGUGCAGUUCGCCGACACACCGCUGUUCAACCAGCUGACCCUGGAGCAGAUCUCCGCCUUCCUGCAGGACGACUCGCUGCUGUUGCCUUCAGAGGUCACCGCCUUCCAGCUGGCCAUGAGGUGGCUUGACUUCGACGCCUGUCGUCAGGUCCACGCCACAGAGUUGCUGUCUCACAUCCGCUUUGAGACGAUCCCGGCCAGCGAGCUCGUGAGCCAGAUCCAGCCGGUGCCCCGCAUGAUGAUGGACCCUCACUGUCACCGCCUGCUGGUGGACGCCAUGAACUACCACCUGCUGCCCUACCAGCAGAACACCCUGCAGUCCAGACGCACACAGGUCCGAGCCAGUCAGCAGACUCUGCUCACCAUCGGGGGUCGACCUUCACUCACCGAGAGAGCUCUCAGCCGCGAGGUGCUGUGGAGAGACCCUCGUGAAGGAGGAGCCACCUGGCGUCACCUCACCCAGCUGCCGGCGAAGAGCUUCAACCAGUGUGUCGCUGUGAUGGACGGCUUCCUGUACGUGGCUGGAGGAGAGGACCAGAACGACGCCCGCAACCAGGCCAAGCACGCAGUCAGCACCCUCAGCAGAUAUGAUCCUCGCUUCAACACCUGGCUCCACCUGGCCAGCAUGCGCCAGCGCCGCACCCACUUCUCCCUGACAGCCAGCGGGGGCCGCCUGUUCGCCAUCGGCGGCCGCAAUGUCGAGGGUCUGCUGGCCACCACCGAGAGCUACCUGCCCUCCUCCAACACCUGGCAGAUGCGUGCCCCCAUGGAGGUGCCUCGCUGCUGCCACUCCAGCGCCACCCUGCCCUCCGGAGACAUCCUGGUGACGGGCGGGUACAUCAACUGCGCCUACUCCCGCUCUGUGGCAUGCUAUAACGUGGACACCGACACGUGGAGCGAGAAGGCCUCCAUGGAGACACCACGCGGCUGGCACUGCUCCGCCGCCGUCGGAGGGAAGGUGUACGUGGUGGGAGGAAGCCAGCUGGGGCCCAGCGGUGAGCGGGUGGAUGUGCUCUCUGUGGAGGUCUUCUCCCCGGAGAGUGGGGCCUGGAAUCGGGCCGCCCCUCUCCUUCUCGGUGUGAGCACCGCCGGUCUGGCCCCGCUGGUCAACAAGCUGUACCUGCUGGGAGGCUGGAAUGAGGCAGAGAAGCGCUACAAGGCGGCCGUCCAGAAGUACGACCCGGCCACAGACAGCUGGUCCAUGGCCGAGGACCUGCCCGAGCCCACGGUGGGGGUGUCCUGCUGCACCCUGACCCUGCCGCCCCGUCACACACCACGCCGCCAGCAGCACCGCAACACCCCGGCCCACGAAGACCAGACGCAGGCCGGGAAGAACCGGAGCAGAGAGAGCAGCAUGGCUCCUUCCCAAACCAUCACAGCAUAGAGAAGCAUGCAGAGACUAGAAGAGGAGGGCUUGAUACCGCUGUUAGAACCGCUGGACAACAUCUGGAUCAUGUCUGCUCUUUAAUCCGUAGAGGCCUAUAUACAUAGAGUAUGUUUAAUCUAGUGUAUGUGGACAAAUUCACCUACUUACUUACUAAAAUGUAUUUCAGUCUGUAAUUAAUUACACAAAAAAUGUGGAUAAAAGCAACAAAAACAAACAAAAAAAUGCAACAAACUAUAAAACCGUAGGCCUACUGUAGAAAACAUGGCAAACAGCAGAAAGAUUUUUUUCUUCAGAGCAUUACGUAAAAUACAUUGUAGAAAUAUUUAAAAUAAAUAUAUUUAAAAUGUAUAUAAAAUCUAAAAUGAUAAUGGAGAAUUUGAUUUGACAACAUUUUGCAUAUUUUCCAUAGAUUUACACAAUUUCAAUGUAGCAUUGGUCCUUAAUUCUUUUUGAGGUGAUUUUAGGGAUUAUAAAAAGACCUAAAUUAUUAUAAUUACUGGAGAAAGAUGCUAGUUUGAAUGCCCAGGUUGUGCAAGAAAAGACACGAGCUUGCAUGAUCCAAAGUGGUCUCAGAAAGUUUAGCAUUCAUGGAAACUGAGAAGACAAGGUAGAUAAGGGAUGAAUUGUAGAGUGGAGCAGGUGGAGGUAGAGAGGUGAUGGGUGGAGGAGGAUGGCGGAAAGAAGGGAACAGUGGCUGAGUUUAAAUAGGUUAAAAAACCUCACUGUGAAUCCCCUGGCAGUUUGUGUACUAUGUAUCUAAGCUGUGUGUGUGGGUGUGUUAUUUAACUGUGAAAAUAAAUGGGACUGUGCGUAAGCGUGUGUGUUAUUUAACUGUGAAAAUAAAUGUGUGUUUGUGUUUGUGUGUGCGUGUGUGUUUGCAUCUGACAGACGAUUGAUUGACAGGAGUGUUUGGCCGGAACAGGAAAAUUAGUCAAAUCUGACAAAAAGUGCAAAAUUAAUAUUUCUCACCAGCAACGUUUGGUUAUUUCUCAUGAGGAUCAAAGCAGGUCUGCAAUAAUAAAUAAUAAUAAACCAACCUCAUUUAUUUGAUGGAUAUCUGUCAGAAGGAGUGUCGCUCAAUUGUGACAAAAGUAUUUAAAACAAAUAUAUAGAUUAAGCAAAAAUAUUUUUUAAGUGCAAUAGAGUAAAAGGAUUGAGGAAGGCGGGUGAACUCAACACAGGUGAGAUUUUUGGAUUGUAAGAAACCAAAAAGGUUGAAAAAAUAUUCUUUAUAAUUAUUAAAAAUCAAAAGAACGCAUAAAAAUCUGCGAAAUAUAGAUUAAAAUCUUUUUAGAAAUAUCCACCCAAAGCUCACCCAUGUUUGUGUAUUUGCCGUCCUCAGACGUGUAAUUCUUACUGAACCUAAGACAAACCAACUGAAGGACCAGUGAGACUCCAGCAGGUGGAAAUAACGGCUUAAAAGCUGCAACUGUAUAUUCAGUUAUUGAUAUCAUUUAUCAGUAGAUGCAAUCAGGUUAAUCUGGCUCAUUUGAUUGGAUGAAUCCCUCUGUAUUUGUUAUUGGACGAGCUCUGUGCUGGUGGUUUCACUGAAUAAAGCCAAUGUGAUCAAAACAU
Etheostoma spectabile (orangethroat darter) is the source of this 4119-nucleotide messenger RNA. It is a transcript of the gene klhl43, whose product is annotated as kelch-like family member 43. The record is from RefSeq and is a predicted model, not a curated record. The transcript is spliced from 7 exons. Gene Ontology annotation, molecular function: protein binding. Lineage: Eukaryota; Metazoa; Chordata; Actinopteri; Perciformes; Percidae. The coding region runs from base 457 to 2541 and encodes 694 amino acids. Gene Ontology annotation, cellular component: nucleus.